AUGAUGUCUCAUCAGAUAAUAGCCAGGCGCACGCCUCGCUAUUGCCAUACAUGUCUACGCCGGCCCAUCAUCCCACCACGACAACCCCACCUCCCACGUCAACCACGACCAUUCACAAACCAAACUCAACAAUCCUUUAACCAGUCCCCGCCCAUCCGUCCUCAAUUACCAUUUCUCUCCCAAACCCAAGGCCGCUUACCUCUCGCUCUCCAUCUCCGCCAACACUUCACCCGCUUAAUAUCCACUUCGCGUACAUCCAGAUAUAAACAGGGCGUAUACCGUGGCCUUAAAAUCUCCAUUACCCUAUACGCGAUUCUGUGGAUGUUACAUCUCAUCAAAACGGGGUUAUAUCAAGAAGAGAUUGAGCAUAAAUGGCCUACACCACAGGAAUGGAGUUGGCGGAGUCGCUGGGCUCUGCGUUCGGCGAUCGCAUUACAACAUCCCGAGGAGAUCGGACAGCUCAUGACCCAGUGGCCGAAUGUCUAUGGGUAUCUUAAGCCUUUACUUGAACGAUUGGAAGAUCCGAACAUCGACGGACAAGGUAUAUUGGAGCAGGAUGAGGGCGGUAUACUGGUCGAUGGAGUUGGAAAGCUGGGGUACGACGUAUCGCAGAAGAGCGAACCGUGGCGAAGAGGAUAUUUCCAGUGUUUGAUCAACUCUGCAAAAGCGGCAGAGCAUCUGGAUGGGUUUAUGACAGACCUCAAACACCGCAUAGCUGCACCACAGGAAUAUGUUCACGGACCAUCAAAUCCCGAUGCGAAGACGUUGCCUGGUCGGACGGGUAUUGUGAUGCAUGAGGAGGAUUGUACACCUUCAGCACCGCCGCCAGAAGUAUUCUAUAUGAAGAUUUUGACAACUAAGGGGUUUACGGCCAGACAGAAGAUCGAUGCUGCGUUGGCUUAUGCGGAUUGGUUAAACUACAAAGGGUUGAGUAGCACGGCGAAGGAUAUGUAUACAUGGGCGAUGGAUAUUGCCACAUCGGGACUGCCAUACGAUGCUUCGACUGUGGUAGAUACGAAGACUGGUAUCCUAAAAAAUAAUGGCAAGGAUGUUGCGUCGGAGAAUAUUAUGCGGGUAUCGACUGCGCUAGGCGUGCACAGCGUCCAGUCUGGGGAUUUGGCGACGGCGUUGUCGGUAUUCACAUCUGUCCUAAAAGCGCGUCGCAAUCUGCCGCAGCCGGGAGCGUCGGACGUCCAAAAACGAUCCCGCCCUCCGCAAGCGUUGGACGAGUACGUUGGAAAAAUCAAAAACAUGUUCGUCCCUUCAGUCUAUCCCGAAGCACCCUCCGACGGAAACGAGCCACCAGUCCGAGAUGCCAGUUCACCGUGCCUAGAGGCAGGAUUGAUGACAUAUAUCGGUGAGAUUUUGUACGUAUCAUCCUCCAAAGAAACCGGUCUCGCCUGGACUCGCGACGCAGUCGACAUGACCGAGUCAGUCCUACUCGACCUUCCUAGCGCCAGCUCCAGCGGCACCAACGGCAACUUCAACGAAGAAAUCCGCGAAACACGCAACCGCUGCUCUCAAUGCCUCAAAGUUGGAUUAAAUAAUUGGCGAACAAUGGUCGACAACCUCGUCAACGAAGCGACUCGCGCCGAACAAGCCGCUAUCGCAAACAUUGACAAGAGCUGGUUCGGUGGCAGCGCGUUAAAGAAAGCUGAGGAAAAGGCGCUGGAGAGGAAGCGAUGGCAGGCGGAGAAGAUGAUUAUUGAUGAUCGGGCGAAUUUGUUGUUGAGGUUGACGAAUGAGUAUACGCUGUAUAAGCCAAGUGGUUGGGGGACAACUUUGUUCUAA
Talaromyces marneffei is the source of this 1791-nucleotide messenger RNA. RefSeq lists its product as uncharacterized. The record is from RefSeq and is a predicted model, not a curated record. The transcript has a single exon. Lineage: Eukaryota; Fungi; Ascomycota; Eurotiomycetes; Eurotiales; Trichocomaceae. The coding region runs from base 1 to 1791 and encodes 596 amino acids.